Messenger RNA from Striga hermonthica, 291 nucleotides. The record is from the annotation of a GenBank genome assembly. NCBI's taxonomy places the organism in Eukaryota, Viridiplantae, Streptophyta, Magnoliopsida, Lamiales, Orobanchaceae.
AUGGCGUGGAGGGGACAGCUCGCUCGGAAUCUCAAGGAGCUUCGGAUCUUAUUCUCUCCAUCUUCCCCUUCCAGCUCUUCUACUAGAGCUUUCAUUGAGAAUAACUACAAAGACCUGAAAACGAAGAACCCUAAGCUCCCCAUUUUGAUCCGUGAGGCCGCUGGAAUCGAGCCUCAGCUCUGGGCAAGAUAUGACAUGGGUGUUGAGAGGGGAAUACUUUUGGACGGCUUUAAUGAGGAAGAAAUUUCUAAGGCACUCGAGGAUCUUUCUAAGGGAGGGGCCAGCAGUUGA